Gadus chalcogrammus (walleye pollock) is the source of this 4029-nucleotide messenger RNA. Its product is annotated as probable G-protein coupled receptor 149. The transcript is spliced from 6 exons. The coding region runs from base 387 to 2735 and encodes 782 amino acids. Gene Ontology annotation, biological process: neuropeptide signaling pathway. The record is from RefSeq and is a predicted model, not a curated record. Gene Ontology annotation, molecular function: neuropeptide binding; G protein-coupled receptor activity. Gene Ontology annotation, cellular component: neuron projection; membrane. NCBI's taxonomy places the organism in Eukaryota, Metazoa, Chordata, Actinopteri, Gadiformes, Gadidae.
UGAACGGGGAGCGAGUGGAGGGCUGCGAUUGGACCAGCCCUUAGCAUGCUGCCACUGGGAUGAUUCCACGGGCGUGACGAAAGCGCCCGGUGCGUAAAACCUCCCGCUGCUGGAGACGAGGUGGCCGCGACACGCUGCUUGGAUGCAAACAUUCCUCCGUGAGCUCCACACACUGGAAAGCAGCUUUUUAGUGAGCGCACUUGCCUGGGCUCAGGAGACAACCCCCGCCGCAUCUGUGGCGACCUUUGGACGCCAAUAUAAGACGCUUCCAGUUCUUCUUUAACUUCCCAGGGUAGACCAUGACACCCAACCGACUAAGUCGCGCCUCUGUUUCCUCCGCAAAUAGCUAAACCACCGAAGCGGCCCAAACUUUAUUCCUUCAAAACAUGUCCUCCCCGCAUCUCGGCUCCGCAGAGCCCAACAGGAGUCACCUGGAGACCACCUCCGGGGAGACGGAGCGCCCGGAGGUGCGUGCGGUGCUGCUCGCCUUGUGCGUAACCAUCGCCCUGGCCACGCUGGUCGGAGGCGUGUACUCGCUCUUUGCCCUCUUCCGAAUGCGGAGGAAGACGUCCCUGUGUCUCAUCGUGGCGUCGAUGUCCGUGGACGACCUGGUCAGCGUGGUGCCCCUCUCCCUCUUCACGUUGCUGCACUGGGUGCGGGACGGGGAGAGGGAGGAUAGCUCGCCCGGGACGCUGUGCAUUCUAUCGGGGGUGCUGUACGUUUUCCAGGGGGUCUCCAGCAACAUGAAAGCGUGUCUCAUCGCAGCCUACACCUUCUACAUUACCAAGAGGUUCGGAGUGCUAAAGUCCGUCCAUCGCCCGCUGACGGUGGUCUGGGCCAUCGCGGCGGUGUGGCUCGUCAGCCUGGUGGUGAGCCUGCUGCCGCUGUGCGGAUGGGGGAGUUUCGCACCGGCGACCCUCGGCUGCUUCCCCGACAGACGCAGCUCCUACAGCUUGCUGCUUUUCUCCCUGUACUCAGCGUGUUUCAGCGCCCUGCUGUUUUUCUUCGGGCCCCUCACUUACCAGCUGCUUUGCUCCCGGGAGCCCCAGCGCACCCUGUUCUACCCGAGCUACUUCGAGUUGUCCCGCGGGUUGGAUAGUGGCUCCGCGCCCCUCUGCGAGUUCCCCUCCUUCUCCCGGGAUAGCCUCAAUACGAGUUUUAACGCAUACAGCGAGCUGAGCCCGGUGUCGUUUGUCACGGGACCGGGGCUUCGGGAAGACACGGGGACCUGUAGACCUCCGGGGUCCUCCUCUGAGGGGCCACGGGACCCCAGCGCCGGGGACAGCCCGGUGUGGUUUGCGCAGAAGCGCUUCUCCAUGAUUCUGGCGGUUGUUCGGGUUAUUCUUUGGAUGCCGAUCAUGACCCUGGUGCUGCUGCGACACAUCACGGACGCGCGCCUGCCUCCCCUUGAGGCCCUGGGCUUCCUCCUCACCCUGCUGGCCCCGGCCGUCACCCCCCUGUUCGCCCUCUCCGAGCGCUGGAACCACCUGCCCUGUGGCUGCUUCAUCCACUGCCGACGGGACCCGACAGGGGAGCCGAAAGCUCUGAAGAGAAGAUUUGAGUUCUCGCUGUCCUUCCAGCAAGGCUACCGGGUGUACAAGCUCUCCCCGGCCGCCCACUCCCCGGCGCUGACGGCCUCCACGCAGAACAAGCCCUCCUCCUCCUACCACCACCUCUUCCAUGGCGACCUCCACCCGGAGGUCCGCCUCAACGCGCUCGACUCCGGCGGCCUGCCUCCUGACACGCGGCCCGAACACGGGGCGCUGGACUUCAGUGCCGCGCCGCCCGUGGACAGCUCCUCACGCACCGACCUGCGGAUGGAAACCUCCGUCGCGGGUGGAGGGGGGGAUGAAGACGGUGGUGGCGGCGGUGGUGGUGGUGGUGAUGGUUUACACCACCACUCCAACCACCACCGGGAGAAGGAGCAAGGGCUCACCAACGCACCACCCGUGUUUGAGGUGCCGGAGAGGAGGCUCUCCCACGAGGAGGGCCGCAAGAUCGAGCUCAGCGACUGGGAGUGGUGCAGGAGUAAAUCAGAGAGGACGCCCAGACAGAGGUCAACAGGUGGGCUUUCAGUGCCCCUGUGUGCCUUCCAAGGAACUGUGUCCCUGCAGGCCCCCACAGGAAAGACGCUCUCUCUGUCUACCUAUGAAGUCAGCAGCGAUGGACUCAAAAUCAGCCCCACCAACGCCAAGAAGGUGGAGGUGUACCGCUCCAAAUCCGUGGGCCAUGAGCCCAGCGCCGACGACCCCACCGGGGGGGGCCAGGCCGGGGACACGGGCCCCGGGGGAGGCCGGACCAGCUUGGACCUGGGGAUGGGGCUCGGCCUGGGGCUGGGUAUGACGGUGGGCAUGGGCUCCGGGGUGGGGGACACCAACGUGAAGAUCCACCUGGAGGUCCUGGAGAUCUGCGACAACGAGGAGGCCAUGGACAGCGUCUCCAUCGUCUCCAACAUCAGCCAGUCGUCCACCCAUGCCCGCUCCCCGUCACUGCGCUACUCCAGGCGGGAGAACCGCUUUGUGUCCUGCGACCUGGGCGAGACCGCCACGUACUCCCUGCUCAUACCGAGCGGCGGGAGCCCCGAGGCGGACGGCCUCAACAUCAGCAUCCCCGACACGGUGGAGGCCCACCGGCAGAACAGCCGCCGGCAGACCCAGGACAGCUCCGGCUACAAGGAGGAGAUCCAGCUGCUGAACGAGGCCUACUUGAAGCAGGGGCGUGACGAGGAGGAGUGACUCACUUUGUACCGGUCCACCGCCUGCCAGUGACCGCCACGAGAGGAACCAGCCCGUGAAAGGGAAAUCUGCCGCAGACUGUGAGGCUGUGGAGCUCCUUCAGCUAUUUUCUAGUACUUCCUGCUUAAUAGAGAGGUGGGAUAUCAGUAUUUGUUUCAGACGGACGUUUAUAAUAGUUAACGUCUAUCACCGUCUAGUUGAUAAUGGACAGUGAGGAACGUGAAGAAUGUAGUAUGCUAGUAUGCAAUAUCAGUAUUGUGUUAGUGAGAACGAGAGAGAGAGAGAGUCUGAGAGAGAGUGAGAGAGAGAGACAGAGACAAAGACAGAGCGAGACAGAGAGCCUGUAAGACUGCAAGCUGAAGAGAAACCAAACGUUCCUGUCUUAAACCUUCUUCGUAUGGCAGAGUCUUAUCAUAAUGCAGGUCCUGGAGGGAGAGGGAGAUGAUGAAUGAAUGAAGAGAGACACAGGGACUGGAGUUGAAGGGUUUGUUCCUCGGGACUACAUCAGUAAUGACUCAACAGACCUGUGUGUCUGACUCAUCCGGCGCUCAUCUCUCUAAGUGUUUUGUAUGCGUCUCUACGUUCCAGUUGCUCUCUUGGUCUAUGGAGACUUGGCUUUUAAUGUAUUCAAAGGGUGUAUGCGUGUGUGUGUUUCUGUGUGUGUGUGUGUUUGUGUUUGUAUAAUGCAUACACACAUUAUAUAACAUUACGUUCUUUGUAUAUGCUUCUGAUUAUUGAUGUUUAUUGUUACGAAAAGGGAGUAAAUAAAAAGAAAGCAAGAAAGCAAGAAAGCAAGAAAGCAAGAAAGCAAGAAAGAAAGAAAGAAAGAAAGAAAGAAAGAAAGAAAGAAAGAAAGAAAGAAGACCAUGUUGAUGAAGAGAUCUAGCUGUGGGGGAUAUAGUUACGCAGAGCUGUUUCUCUUCCUCCUCCGUGCACAUUAAGUGCAAUGGGAAUGAGGGACAGCGUGCAUUUUUUAUUGUUGCAGCGGGCAGCCAAUGAAUGUGUGUUAAAUCCUCCUAUCUGCCAGCUUGGUUCGCUCUCUCUCCUAUCCUAGCAUUACCUGGAGAGAAUCACCAUCUCAGUUCCAUCUGUAUGCAGUAAUGCAGGAGGGUUAAAUAUUAAUGGACACAUUGGGAAUCUCAGCACAUCUGUGAGUAGAGGUGACGUGUGCAAUCUUUUGUUAAGAUUCUAGCGAUAUCCUUUUUCCGAAGUAUCCAUGGUGCCACUCGAUAAGUAUGUGUAUGUUUGCCAUUGAAUAAAACAACAUAUGUUGUAUGAUUCACACAAAUUAUUU